This is a messenger RNA of Thelazia callipaeda (thelaziosis nematode), 354 nucleotides long. The record is from the annotation of a GenBank genome assembly. NCBI's taxonomy places the organism in Eukaryota, Metazoa, Nematoda, Chromadorea, Rhabditida, Thelaziidae.
AUGGCUGAAAUGAAAAAUACUGGUUGUAGUCACAGUGGGUUUCGAAUUCGAUGGGUAGUGGAUAAGGGACCAUGUAACGAUUUGCCUACGAAAUCCACUGUUUGUGUUGCUUCGAUUCUCCUAGCAUAUCUGUUAUGGAAAAGUCGAAUAUCAUCACAAAUUCCUUGGUUGAAGUUAGUUUUGACAUCGUGAUGUACGCAACAGAUGUAUGCUGUUGCAGUCAAUGUUGGUGUAGCAUGUAGCGUAAUGGAUCAUGGUGCAUAUAGCGCGAAUAAUGCUAAUUUGUUAUUGCCCAAAAAUACACUGCAGUGUGAUGAUGGUAAUAACAUGCAGUUCCCAAAUUGGGUACCAUGA